Molecule: messenger RNA, 2981 nt
Organism: Mus musculus (house mouse)
Lineage: Eukaryota; Metazoa; Chordata; Mammalia; Rodentia; Muridae
Gene: Taf5l
Product: TATA-box binding protein associated factor 5 like
Exons: 5
Coding region: 213-1982 (589 amino acids)
Biological process (GO): regulation of transcription by RNA polymerase II; regulation of DNA-templated transcription
Cellular component (GO): nucleus; transcription factor TFTC complex; nuclear speck
Molecular function (GO): transcription coactivator activity
Source: RefSeq, marked validated
GGCGGCGUCGCGCGUCCGCGGCCUAGCCCGGCGUGCCCGCUCCGUCAGGCGGUCAUGGGGCGGCCACCGAGAACCGCGAGCGCGGGAGGACGUAGGGCGCGGGGACCCGGCUAGCCGGUCGUCGUACGGAGUCCUACGGCGGGCAACCGAUACGGAAGCAGCCGGUGCCGGGGCGGCGGCGGGGCAGCGGGAGCCGCCUGGGAUGUUCAGUCAUGAAACGAGUGCGCACGGAGCAGGUUCAGGUGGCAGUGUCCUGCUACCUCAAACGCCGGCAGUACGUAGACUCAGAAGGCCCUUUGAAGCAAGGCCUGAGACUCUCACAGACCCCUGAGGAGAUGGCAGCCAACCUCACAGUCCAAUCAGAAUCUGGUUGUGCCAAUGCGGUGUCUGCAGCCCCAUGCCAGGCAGAGCCCCAGCAGUAUGAAGUGCAGUUUGGACGCCUGAGGAGCUUUCUCACCGAUUCUGACUCCCAGUACAGCCGUGAAGUUAUGCCUCUCCUCUACCCUCUCUUUGUCUACCUCCACCUCAACCUGGUCCAGAGUGGCCCUAAGAGCACCGUGGAAAGCUUCUAUAGCCGCUUCCAUGGGAUGUUCCUGCAGAAUGCAAGUCAGAAGGACGUCAUCGAGCAGCUGCAGACCACACAGACCAUCCAGGACAUUCUGUCAAACUUCCAGCUUCGUGCAUUCCUGGACAACAAGUAUGUCGUCCGUCUCCAGGAAGAUAGCUACAAUUACCUUAUCCGCUACCUCCAAAGCGACAACAACACUGCCCUGUGCAAAGUGCUUGCCGUGCACAUUCACUUAGACGUGCAGCCUGCCAAGAGGACAGACUACCAGCUGUACGCCAGCGGUGGCUCCUCCCGCACUGAGAACAGCAGCCUGGAGCCGCCAGAGGUGCCCAGCCCUAUUCUGCAGAAUGAGGCUGCCCUGGAAGUCUUGCAGGAGAGUAUCAAGCGGGUCAAGGAUGGACCUCCCUCCCUCACCACCAUCUGCUUCUAUGCCUUCUAUAACACGGAACAGCUGCUGAAUACUGCAGAGAUCUCCUCCGAUAGCAAACUGCUGGCUGCUGGGUUUGACAACUCCUGCAUAAAACUCUGGAGCUUGCGAUCCAAAAAGCUGAAAUCAGAGCCCCACCAUGUGGACACAUCCCGGAUCCGUCUAGCUUGUGACACUCUGGAGGAGGAGGAGAAUGAAGAAGAUAAUACAGGCACAGAGAUGAAGAUUCUGCGGGGACACUGUGGCCCAGUAUACAGCACACGGUUCCUUGCAGACAGCUCAGGGCUGCUCUCUUGUUCUGAAGAUAUGUCCAUCAGAUACUGGGACCUGGGGAGCUUCACCAACACUGUGCUGUAUCAGGGACAUGCCUACCCUGUGUGGGACGUGGACAUCAGCCCCUUCAGCCUGUACUUUGCCAGUGGAUCCCAUGACCGUACCGCCAGGCUGUGGUCUUUUGAUCGGACGUACCCGCUGAGGAUAUAUGCAGGACACCUGGCAGAUGUGGACUGUGUCAAAUUCCACCCCAACUCAAACUACUUAGCUACAGGGUCCACUGACAAAACUGUUCGGCUAUGGAGUGCCCAGCAGGGGAACUCGGUGCGGCUCUUCACAGGUCACCGAGGCCCCGUGCUCUCCCUCUCCUUUUCUCCCAAUGGUAAGUACUUGGCAUCUGCUGGUGAGGACCAGCGGUUAAAGUUGUGGGACUUGGCCUCUGGGACACUUUUUAAAGAACUGAGAGGCCACACGGACAGCAUCACCAGUCUGGCCUUUAGCCCGGACAGCGGUCUGAUUGCUUCUGCCUCCAUGGACAACUCCGUGCGUGUCUGGGACAUCAGAAGCACGUGCUGCAACACACCUGCUGACGGCUCUUCAGGUGAGCUUGUGGGCGUGUACACUGGGCAGAUGAGCAACGUCCUGAGUGUACAGUUCAUGGCUUGCAACCUCCUCCUGGUGACUGGAAUCACACAAGAGAAUCAAGAACAUUAAGUUUUUAUCCAGGUGGCAGACUGGGUGGGGCUGGAAGACUGGUCACAGUCCAGGACUUGCUAAAACCGAAUCAGUGAUUGCAAAAGAGCCCUCCCCUAUCCCACAUGCACUCAACACAGCCCUGGUGCACAAGACUCCAGUUGAGAGCUGGGAGGCUCCCAGGCUCGAGGCCUCCUGCUUCAUGCAGGCACCUUGCUUUUGCAUCUGUCUCUACCAUGGGUGUGCUGGGACAGGUGCAGAACCUCCCUGUAGCAGCUGUAGACAGUCUCUCCUGUGGCUGCCCCUUGAGGGAAGUGGGAACAGGAAUUAGGAAAGGAGGGGAUGACGUCUUUCCUUUUCCAUGAUGAUAAAACCAGGAUUUUUAUUAUUAUAAUUAAUAAUUUUAUUAUUGAGAAGAAGAAACCUAGCACUGGCAGCAAGUGACUCCUGGCACUGGCUAUAAUACUUGGAAUUUUGAGGUUCAGGGAAUUCAGACUUUGGUGGCCCAGUGUAUCAGGAGAAAGGGGCACCAUGUGCUGUGCUCUGUGGGCAGGCAGGUAGCUACUGAACAUGGGCUCCUGCAGGGAUGGAGGCAAAGGAGGUUCUUCAUUGGCUGCACUUGUGUCAGCACUUGUACCCUGGGGAGAAGCACUGUGGUGAGCAGAGGGUAGGCCUCAGCGUUGCACCAGUUACCCAGGGUUCCAUCCCUACACCAUCAACAAAAUUAUGAUAAAGAAUAAUUUUGAAUAAGUCACAAGAUAGACUUGAGAAAUGCUGGAUUUAAAGAAGACUGCUUAUUCCAAGCUGUGGCUUAUUGGUCUUUUUCCCCCUCGAUGACCUGCUUCCACCUCUCUGCAGUGUCGGUAGUGAACAGGGGAUGAAUCAUGAAUGCGCACUCGCAAGUAUUGACCAUGCUCUGAGGACAAAGCAAGUCUGCUAAAGGAUUAAAUAUUUCUGUUUUCUGAAAAGAGUUAUUUUGUAUUUUGUUUUCUAUUAAAAUGUAUUUAGUUUCAAAAAAAA